AUGAAUAAUACUAACACUAACACUAAUAAUAAAAAUUUAGCCUCCUCUUCCGCUAGUGUAAUUUUUAGUAAAUAUAUAAAUAAUAAUAAUAAUAAAUUAAUACCUUUUAAGAUAAAAAAUUCUGACCUAGGAAGAACGAGAUAUUUCCCUCCUAUAUCUAAAGAAUGAAAAAAUAGUAUUUAUGUCUUUAAUCAUAAUAACUUAAAAAAUUUACCUCUUUUUGAUAUAAAUAUUAAUUCCUUAAUAAAAGAUUAUUUUAAUUUACAAUUUAAGGAUAAAAUUUUAUUCAAAAAAAAGAGACUUUCUAAAGUUAAAGUUGUAUCUCUGAAUAAAAUAUAUGCUAGUAAAGCGGAAAUAAAGCAUACUAAUACUAAAGCUAUUUUAACUGUGUAUACUUUUAAUCGAGAAAAGAUAUCUUUAUAUAAAAAAAUAAAGAAAUUAAAAAAAUCUUUUUAUUUUGUUUUUGAUAAAAUAAUUUCUUUUAGUGAACGUGUAAUAUUGAGUGGUGUUCCUAUAAGGGUAGAUAAGGAUGGUAAGGUAUUAUCAAAUCUGUAUUUACCUUUUAGAUUACGUGGUGUAUUACCUUGAAUUACUGAAUCUCAUGUGAAUAUUUGGAGAAAAAUAAUUAUAGCUUCCCUAUAUAAAGAAUUAAUACUUCUUAGAAAAUACAAAUUAAGAUUAGAUCUUAAUAAGUAUAAAUUUGAAGAAAAACUUUUAUAUAGAUUAAAUAAUUUAAUAAUGAAGUAUUAUAAUAAAAAAGUAGAGUUUAAUAUUGUAAAUAUGAGAUCUUUUCUUCUUAAUAGUGAUAUAUUGACUAAAAUAUUAGCACUUAAAUUGAAAAACAGGAAUGCCCGUGUAAUAAAAAUUAUGGAUGUUAUAUUAAAUAAGGCAAAUUUACCUAAAAUAAAUAGAGUUCAGGAAAAAGCUUCCUUAAUAAAAAGUGUAGAUUGAAAUUUAUUAGAAAAUAAGUUUAAAAAUCUCAAUUUAAGUUUUAUAUUAAAUGAUGCUUCGUACGCGGAGCGUAAUAAUUUAUCUGAAUUGUUAAAUAAAUUAUAUUAUAAUGUUCUUUUAGUCAGCCAAAAAGGGGUAUGAGCGCUUCGCUCCCCGAAGGGGGAGCAGCCUUCCUUCCACUCAAAGAGUGGAGGCUCGCCUACUAAAUUUAUUCAGAAAGGCGCAGGCGCAGCUUCGCUAGGAGGAAAUGCUAAGGCGCAGCCUAAAGUUUCUAGCUUCGCUAAGGCCAAAAAAUAUGCAAAAAUAUAUCAAAUCAUAUUUAAUUCUAUAAAUUAUAAAAAUAUGGGUGGUCUAAGACUGGAAAUUAAAGGUAGAUUAACUAAACGUUAUAGAGCUGAUAGAUCUUUAUUUAAAGUAAAAUGAAAAGGUGGAUUAAAAAAUCUAGAUUCGUCAUAUAAAGGGUUAUCAUCUGUAAAUAUGAGAGGUUAUGCUAAACCUAAUGUAGAGUAUUCAAUAUUUACAUCUAAACGUCGUAUUGGAGCUUUUGCAGUAAAAGGUUGAGUUAGCGGUAAAUAG
Molecule: messenger RNA, 1527 nt
Organism: Neurospora crassa OR74A
Lineage: Eukaryota; Fungi; Ascomycota; Sordariomycetes; Sordariales; Sordariaceae
Source: the annotation of a RefSeq genome assembly